CUGUAGAGAAGGAAACACUGCAGGCUUAGCGCCAUGGAAGGAAGCCGGACCUGGGACCCUGACACCUGGGGCUCCUCUGGGGAGCAGUCAGCCCCCCAGAAAGCCAGGAGAGCCUUCUGCUCCCCUGCACAGGCCAGUCGUUGGCCUCUGUGCUAAACGAGCUCCCCAGUGCUGCUACCCUUCGGUAUCGUGGCCCUGGGAUGCCACCUUGGGGGACCCUGCAAGAAGAGGAUGAAGAUGGAGAAAGGAGCAUCCAGGCCUUUGUAGAACCCAGUCAAAUGGAGCUGCCGGACCCUCGCCCUUCCCGGGAAUUGCCAUGGCCCAUGCAGGCCAGGAGGGCACACAGAAAGAGCCAGGCCAGGGAACAAGUGGCCUAUGGCCCUGGACUGAGGGCUGCCCACUGGGCCCGGCUGCUCCCUCGGUCCAAGGAGAAGAUGAAGGAAGGCUUGCGCACCCUACAGCCCUGGGCCUGGACGCUGAAGAGGAUCGGGGGUCAGUUUGGCGGGGGCACGGAGUCCUACUUCUCCCUGCUGCGCUUCCUGCUGCUGCUCAACGUGCUGGCUUCUGUGGCCCAGGCCUGCAUGACACUGCUGCCCACCUGGUUGGAAGGGGCUCCCCCCGGCCCUCCUGGCCCAGACACCUCCUUGCCCUGCGGCUCCUACAGCCCCCACACCCAGGGGCUGGUCUCCUUUCCCACCCAGCUUUUCAACCUGCUCUCUGGAGAGGGUUACCUGGAAUGGUCCCCUCUCUUCUAUGGGUUCUACCCACCCCGCGAGUACCUGGCCGUGACCUACCUGUGCUCCGUCUUUGCUGUGGGCCUCGUCUGCCUCCUGCUCAUCCUGCACCGCUCAGUGUUGGGGCUGAAGCAGACCUUGCUGGCCGAAUCCGGGGCUCUGACCAGCUAUAGCCACCAGGUGUUUUCAGCCUGGGACUUCGGCCUCCGCGGGGACAAGCAUGUGCGGCUGCGCCAGCGCAUCAUUCUGUAUGAGUUGCAGGUGGAACUGGAGGAAGCAGCGGUCCGACGCCAGGCUGCGGCACGGACGCUGGGCCAACAAGCCAGGGUGUGGCUGGUGGGGGCGCUGCUCAACCUGCUGGUGCUGGCGCUCCUGGGGGCGGCCUUUUACGGCGUCUACUGGGCCACAGGAUACACCGUGGAGCUGCAGGAGAUGCCCCUUGUGCAGCAGACACCACUGCUAAAGCUUGGAGUGAAUUAUCUUCCGUCCAUCUUCAUCUCGGCGGUCAACUUCGUGCUGCCGUUUGUGUUCAAGUGGAUCGCCCCACUGGAGGGCUACACUCGGAGCCGCCAGAUCGUUAUUAUCCUGCUCAGGACUGUGUUUCUGCGCCUUGCAUCCCUGCUGGUGCUGCUCUUCUCUCUCUGGAAUCAGAUCACUUGCGGGGGCAACGCGGAGGCUGAGGACUGCAAGACCUGUGGCUACAAUUACAAAGAACUUCCGUGCUGGGAGACUCGUAUGGGCCAGGAGAUGUACAAACUCCUGAUCUUUGAUUUGCUGAGCGGCCUGGCGCUGACGCUGCUCAUUCAGUUUCCUCGGAAGAUAAUCUGUGGCUUCUGUCCUGGUAUGCUGGGUCGUGUGGCCGGGACCCAAGAGUUCCAGGUGCCCGACGAGGUGCUGGGGCUUAUCUACGCUCAGACGGUGGUCUGGGUGGGGAGCUUUUUCAGCCCUUUACUGCCCCUUCUCAACACGGUCAAGUUCCUGCUGCUUUUCUAUCUGAAGAAGGUCACCCUCUUCUCCACCUGCUCACCAGCCUCCCGCACCUUUCGGGCCUCCACUGUGAAUUUCUUUUUCCCUCUGGUCCUUCUCCUGGGUCUGGCCAUCUCUGCUGUUCCUGUGCUUUACAGCAUAUUCCAGAUCCCACCUUCUAAAGUGUGCGGCCCAUUCCGGGGGAAGUCAUCCAUCUGGGCCCAGAUCCCUGAAUCCAUUGACAGUCUCCCUCAGACCGCCCAGAAUUUUCUCUUCUUCCUGGGGACCCAGGCUUUUGCUGUGCCUCUCCUGUUGAUCUCCAGCAUCCUGAUGGCGUAUACCGUGGCCCUGGCUCAUUCUUAUGGACGCCUCAUCUCUGAGCUCAAACGCCAGAUAAAGGCGGAAGCGCAGAAUAAAGUCUUCCUGGCACAGCGGGCGGUGGCGAUGAGCUCCGCCAGCGGGGCUCUUUGACCAGCCUGGCUCGGGAUGACGCCCCACCGUGAGGCCUCAGAUUUUCCCCAGAAGUGAUGAUGGCCUCCAAGCCCUGUCCGAGAUUUCCAGAGCUUUUGCCGCCAAGUGCGGACUGUCUGACUAGACCUCUUAAUCAUAUUAAUAAACAGG
Messenger RNA from Sciurus carolinensis (gray squirrel), 2321 nucleotides. RefSeq names its product transmembrane channel like 4 (gene Tmc4). Bases 201 to 2171 code for a protein of 656 amino acids. Gene Ontology annotation, cellular component: plasma membrane. Gene Ontology annotation, molecular function: mechanosensitive monoatomic ion channel activity. The transcript is spliced from 15 exons. The record is from RefSeq and is a predicted model, not a curated record. NCBI's taxonomy places the organism in Eukaryota, Metazoa, Chordata, Mammalia, Rodentia, Sciuridae.